Vicia villosa (hairy vetch) is the source of this 2001-nucleotide messenger RNA. RefSeq lists its product as uncharacterized. Lineage: Eukaryota; Viridiplantae; Streptophyta; Magnoliopsida; Fabales; Fabaceae. The transcript has a single exon. Gene Ontology annotation, cellular component: vacuole. The coding region runs from base 225 to 1724 and encodes 499 amino acids. The record is from RefSeq and is a predicted model, not a curated record.
UUAUUUUCGAAGUCAAACGUGGUUCUUCCUUUGUUAGUUCUCCCGUCGUCUUCCAGAAGAGAGCACCAACCAACCAUUAACCAUUCAAGAUUCAUUCUCACUCAACCUUUCCCUUUCUCAAACAGAACUCAUCAUUUCAUCCAUAACCACCACCUCGUAACAACAUAACCAGCAACAACAUUAAACACACACAACACACAACAUUAAAUUCAACUUACCUUAACAUGGGUUCUGAUCCUUUCCCUGCAACUAAACCAUCACCAAUUCCAACCCAAGAUCAAGAAGAACACGACUCACAAUCAUCACCAUCACUAGCUCUUCUCUCUUUCAACACCGAACCUAACCCUUCACCUUCUUCUUCCUCCUCCCAUAACAAAACCCUCUUCAUCUCUCUCAUCAUCAUCACCACCAUCUCCCUCUCAGCAGCAUCAGCCUUCGCAUUCCUCUUCCUCUCUUCAUCAUCAUCUUCAUCAUCUUCUCCUUCUCCACCACAAACAUCUUCAACCACUCACAACACCACCCUAUCCCGCCCUCUCACCAAACUCAAACACCCUGUGGUCCUUCUAAUCUCCUCCGACGGUUUCCGAUUCGGCUACCAAUUCAAAACCCCUACACCAAGCAUAACCCGUUUGAUUUCAAACGGAACAGAAGCUGAAACAGGCUUAAUCCCUGUUUUCCCAUCCUUAACUUUCCCAAAUCACUACUCUAUCGCCACUGGUCUCUACCCUGCUUAUCAUGGCAUCAUCAACAACCACUUCGUAGAUCCAAUCUCCGGUGAUCAAUUCUACAUGAGAAACCAUGAUCCCAAAUGGUGGCUUGGUGAACCCAUAUGGGAAACUGUGGUGAACAAUGGGUUGAAAGCUUCUACAUAUUUCUGGCCUGGUUCUGAGGUGAACAAAGGUACUUGGAACUGUCCUGCUAAAUAUUGUUUAAAUUAUAAUGGUUCUGUUUCCUUUGAGAAUAGGGUUGAUUCUAUUUUGAAGUUUUUCGAUUUUGCGAGUGACGAAAUUCCGGAUUUUAUGACACUUUAUUUUGAGGACCCUGAUCAUCAAGGUCAUAAAGUUGGAUCUGAUGAUCCUGAGAUUACAAAAGCUGUUUCCAGGAUUGAUAAGAUGAUAGGUAGGUUGAUUAGUGGUUUAGAACAAAGAGGAGUUUUUGAGGAUGUUAGUAUUAUUAUGGUAGGUGAUCAUGGAAUGGUUGGUACUUGUGAUAAGAAGUUGAUUUUUCUUGAUGAUUUGGUUUCUUGGAUUGAUAUACCUGAAAGCUGGGUCAUUUCGCAUACGCCGGUACUCGCGAUUCGUCCGGCUUCUGGUUUUGAUUCGUCGGAUGUUGUUGCGAAGAUGAACGAAGGGUUAAGUUCGGGGAAAGUUGUGAAUGGAGAGAAUUUGAGGAUGUAUCUUAAGGAGGAUUUGCCUAGUAGGCUUCAUUAUGCGGCGAGUGAUCGGAUUCCGCCGAUUAUUGGUUUGAUUGGAGAAGGGUUUAAGGUAGAGAAGAAGAAAAAGAAGAGUCAAGAAUGCGGCGGAUCGCAUGGUUAUGACAACUCGUUUUUCUCGAUGAGGAGUAUUUUUAUUGGACAUGGUCCUCAAUUUGCAAGAGGGAGGAAGGUUCCUUCUUUUGAGAAUGUUGAGAUUUAUAAUUUGGUUACUUCUAUUCUUAAGAUAAAGGGUGCUCCUAAUAAUGGAUCUACCUCAUUUGCAGAAUCUGUUCUUUUACCUUCUGCAUAGAUUAUAGAUAGAUAGAUAGGACUGUGUCAAUUUUUGUAGGUAGAAUUAUUUGAUUGUUGAGAUGAAUCAUAGUUUUGUCUAUGUGGAAGAGAUGCUCAUUAUACCAGAAUCAGCCAUUUGUAGUUCUUGAUAUGAGAUGAAAGUCACUUUCUCAGAAGAUUAUGAGUUUCUGAGAGCCAUUUGUAUAAUUUGAAAACCAGAAAUUGAGGGUAGAUUUGUAUUAUUUCUGUAAUUUGAACUCUUCAAACAAUAGAAUCUAUGGAAAAUCUUUGUGAAA